This is a messenger RNA of Clupea harengus (Atlantic herring), 919 nucleotides long. RefSeq names its product cAMP-dependent protein kinase type II-alpha regulatory subunit-like. Gene Ontology annotation, biological process: negative regulation of cAMP-dependent protein kinase activity. The coding region runs from base 62 to 919 and encodes 285 amino acids. The transcript has 8 exons. Gene Ontology annotation, cellular component: cytosol; cAMP-dependent protein kinase complex. Lineage: Eukaryota; Metazoa; Chordata; Actinopteri; Clupeiformes; Clupeidae. The record is from RefSeq and is a predicted model, not a curated record. Gene Ontology annotation, molecular function: cAMP binding; protein kinase A catalytic subunit binding; cAMP-dependent protein kinase inhibitor activity.
GUUGUGGUUACUUAACGUUAUCUGUGAGUAUAUGGGAUAACUUCUGGAAAGAGAAGCCACCAUGAGUAUUGAGAUACCCGCUGGUCUAACGGACUUGUUGAAAGGCUACACGGUGGAGGUGCUUCGAUCUAGACCGCCAGACUUGGUGGAGUUUGCAAUUCAGUAUUUCAGCCGUCUGAGAGAAAGUAAUACUUUCCGUCCAAUUUCUCGGUCACCCGACCCUACCCUAACUGAACGCAAAGCAGUAUCGUUUGAGGAGGAUGCGCAACCAAGCGGGCUCAGCGCAGAUGAGGAGGACGAUGCGUUUUCCGAGGAACUACACUUUAAACCGCCUCCUCCUAAGUUCACCCGUCGAGUAUCAGUGUGUGCCGAGGCAUACAACCCAGAUGACGAUGUGGACGAUGAAAAUGAACCACGCAUAGUUCACUCCAAAACAGAUGAGCAACGCCAUAGGCUGCAGGAGGCCUGUAAAGACAUCCUCCUGUUUAAAACCCUCGAACUGGAGCAGUUCUCAGAAGUCCUGGAUGCCAUGUUUGAGGUGCUCGUGAAGCCAGAGGAGCACAUCAUAGACCAAGGGAAGGAUGGGGACAACUUUUACGUCAUCGAAAGGGGGGUGUAUGAUAUUCUGGUACAAAAGGACGGAGUCAGUAUAUGUGUGGGUAAAUAUGACAACAAAGGCAGCUUUGGGGAGCUGGCCCUCAUGUACAACACGCCGCGGGCUGCCACCAUCAUUGCUAAACAGCAGGGGGCACUGUGGGCUCUGGACCGUGCCACAUUUCACAGGCUGAUUGUGAAAGCUAACGCAAAAAAGAGGAAAAUGUACGAGGUCUUUGUUGAAAGUGUACCUCUUCUCAAGAGUCUUGAGUUGUCUGAACGAAUGAAGAUUGUGGAUGUCCCAUUCCUGAUGCUGCUGUGUUGA